Messenger RNA from Anoplopoma fimbria (sablefish), 2381 nucleotides. RefSeq names its product potassium channel, subfamily K, member 5a (gene kcnk5a). Gene Ontology annotation, cellular component: membrane. The transcript is spliced from 5 exons. Gene Ontology annotation, biological process: stabilization of membrane potential; potassium ion transmembrane transport. Gene Ontology annotation, molecular function: potassium ion leak channel activity. Bases 429 to 2006 code for a protein of 525 amino acids. The record is from RefSeq and is a predicted model, not a curated record. NCBI's taxonomy places the organism in Eukaryota, Metazoa, Chordata, Actinopteri, Perciformes, Anoplopomatidae.
UCCUCUUCCUCUUCCUCACUCCUUCACUCCUUCACUCGCAGCUCACUACUUCCAGCAGCCAGUGUUUCUCCGGCUGCGCACGUGGACAGACAAUACUACUCCAGCUGCGGUCCUGCGCGCGCUCAGCUCACGCUUUUUUGUUUUGUUUGAAUGACGACGUUUGACCCUGUUAUGUCUCGAGCCCAAAUGCUGUCAACCUCGGCGCGUUUCACGCAUUUCUUUAGAGCCCUCGCGCGCAAGGACAAACAUUUCGUGAGCCAAAAGUUCUUACAGAGAAUGAGUCCCGCAUAACUCCGCGUGCUGUCGUUAUCUCCCCCUCUCCCUCUCUCUCUCUCUCUCUCUCUCUGUGUCUCUCUGUGUGUGUCUCUCUCUCUCUCUCUCUCUCCCCCCUGUCCCGCGCGCUCAGAGUUGAGUCAUUGUACAUAAGUAUGGUAGAUAAAGGCCCCUUGUUGACCUCUGCCAUUAUUUUUUACCUGUCCAUUGGGGCUGCAAUUUUUCAAGUCCUGGAGGAGCCCAAUUGGAAGCUGGCUGCAAAGCAGUAUAGUGCCCAGAAGGAUAAAAUACUUGAGGACUAUCCCUGUCUGACGAAAGAUGAUUUGGACAAAAUAUUAGAGGUGGUGUCUGAUGCUGCAGGCCAAGGGGUCACUAUAACUGGCAGCAAGACCUUCAACAACUGGAACUGGCCAAAUGCUGUUAUCUUUGCGGCCACUGUUAUCACCACUAUCGGAUAUGGGAACAUUGCCCCUAAAACGUCAGCAGGCCGUGUAUUUUGCAUCUUCUACGGCCUGUUUGGUGUGCCUUUGUGUCUUACCUGGAUCAGUGAGCUGGGAAAGUUCUUCGGUGGCAGAGCCAAGCACCUGGGCCAGUAUCUAACUAAGAAAGGAUUUUCACUAAGGAAGGCUCAAUUCACCUGCACGGCUAUAUUUCUCCUCUGGGGUGUGCUGGUCCAUCUAGUCCUUCCACCCUUUGUAUUUAUGUCCCAAGAAGGUUGGACAUAUAUUGAAGGCUUAUACUUCUCAUUUGUCACUUUGACAACGAUUGGUUUUGGGGACUUGGUAGCAGGUGUGGAACCAAAUAAAGAAUACCCAACUCUGUACCGUUACUUUGUGGAAGUGUGGAUUUAUCUCGGGUUGGCAUGGCUUUCUUUGUUCUUCAACUGGAAAGUGCGGAUGGUGAUUGAAGCACACAAGGCACUGAAGAAACGCCGCAAGCUGCGCAAGCUAUCUCUUGAUGAGCUUCGGCACUACAAAGAGUCUCACAAGGCUUCCCUUCGUCUGCCACCCACGCCUAAUGACGUAAACAUCUUCGGCUUCCUGUCCAAGAAGCAGGAAGGCUACAAUGACUUGAUUAAACAGAUCGGCACCAAAAAAGACUGCAGGAACAACGGUGUUAAUGCCAACGCCAUAAAUAAAUCCAAAGAUAUCGGUCGUUCCAAGAGUUGCAAUGAUGCUCCCAUGUUUAACGGACACACCAUCCUUAGUCUGGACCGAUCGCCUCGCCAAAAGAGGCGCUAUAGUUUCAGUGACCGAGUCACUGUUGCUUUUUCAAAGUCAAAGAACUACCUCCUGGGCUCAGACAGCGGUUUGCUGCUAACAGAGGACCAAGUAGAAGGUGAUUUAGAACUCGACCAGGGCCAAAUGUAUGAGAACCAACUUGACAAGGACGUAGAGCUAGAGAACGGAGGGGUGGGAGAGUGUGGGGCAGGCGGUCGAAGGACGUGGGACUCAAAGGAGUACCAUCCCCUCACAUUCCAAAAUGCAAACAUUACUUUUAUAGACGAGGAGAACUUUCUCGGCAGUAACUUGGAGGAGGAAGAGGAGGAGGAUGACGAUUCUAAAGCUAAACUCUCCAUUACUACUUGUGAUGAAAACAUUGAAACAAACUCCAAGGAGGAGCAUAGUUCUGAAUCUGAAGAGUCUGUGUUCACGAGUGACGGUUCAGAACACAGCCACUCCUAUGAGAAACUCGUGGAGGAAUAUUCAAAGGAAGAAAAUACUGAAUCCUGAGAUAUCACAAAGCCUUGAACUGUCUAAAGUCAACACACCUUCCUGCUCCUCUAUUGCUGAAUUGGUUGGCAUUGAAGUAUUCUAAUGUGAACUGUCUGAAUGCAUAUCAGAAGUCCCAUUGCACAUUUGGGGGACUGAUAAUGACUGCAAAGCCAAGAUCAAAUUUCUAUGAAAUGUUCUGUUCAUAGCCGAGAAACGGAAAUCCCCAUCACGUUGACUGUUCCUAUUAACCCUUAUAUGGACGACAGAGCGUGACAUUUACCCCAUGAGUACAUCUACUCUAUUUAUGUCUUUUUAUAUGGUUUGAGAAACUAAAUGCCACACGUUCAUUGUAAUGUUCAAACAAGAACUAUUUACCAUGAGUGCUUUUUUUUU